Molecule: messenger RNA, 916 nt
Organism: Salvia miltiorrhiza (redroot sage)
Lineage: Eukaryota; Viridiplantae; Streptophyta; Magnoliopsida; Lamiales; Lamiaceae
Product: germin-like protein 9-3
Exons: 1
Coding region: 220-828 (202 amino acids)
Cellular component (GO): cell wall
Molecular function (GO): manganese ion binding
Source: RefSeq, a predicted model, not a curated record
AAAUUUGCAGACAAGAAAGAGAUUGUGCAGUGAUAUUAUCGUCAUUCAACUUUGGCAACAUCAACAAACAAGCAUUGUCUAAACCUGCACAGAUCCAACAACUUGUCAUAUUCAUCUUCAUCAAAACCUUAGUAGCUAAUGCUCUCUCUCUAUAAAUGAACUCCAGUUAAUCAUUUCCACCCUCAUCCAACAACAAACACAAAAACAAGAAAAUAGAAAAUGGGUAUGUCAAGAAUUAGCCUAAUCCUCCUUCCUCUUCUCCUGAUGCUCCACACGGCCCGCGGCGGAGACCCCGACAUCCUCACCGAUUUCCAGCUCCCGUUAGGGGGAGGCGCGAGCGGAGACAGCUUCACCUACACCGGCCUCCGCUCCUUCAUCGGAGCCAAUCCCCAAAAUUUCACGGUGUUCAAAGCGACCAUGGCUGAGCUGCCCGCCCUGAACGGGCAGAGCGUGUCGUACGCGGCCCUCUACUACCCGCCGGGCACGGUGAACCCGCCGCACACCCACCCGCGGGCGUCGGAGCUCCUGUUCCUCGUGUUGGGCAGUCUUGAAGUAGGGUUCGUCAACACCAGCAAUUACCUCUUCACCCAAACGCUCCAAGCCGGGGACAUAUUCGUCUUCCCGAAGGGCCUCCUGCACUACCAGUACAACGCGGCGGGCAACAAGGCCCCCGCCAUCGCCCUGUCCGCCUUCGGCAGCGCCAGCGCCGGCACGGUUUCCAUCCCCGCCGCCGUCUUCAACACCAGCAUCAAUGAUCCCAUCCUGGCCGCCUCCUUCAAGACCGACGACGGCACCAUCGAGAAGCUCAAGGCUGGACUUUCGCAUUAGUAUAUUUGUUUCGUUGAUGGGAAUUCACGUUGUUUGUCACGUUUUGUGAGAUCGUGGUUUGAAAUAAUGAAUGUCCCUCUAUUAUAUA